Messenger RNA from Merops nubicus (carmine bee-eater), 1671 nucleotides. Its product is annotated as methylcrotonoyl-CoA carboxylase beta chain, mitochondrial-like. The transcript is spliced from 12 exons. The record is from RefSeq and is a predicted model, not a curated record. Gene Ontology annotation, cellular component: methylcrotonoyl-CoA carboxylase complex; mitochondrion. Gene Ontology annotation, biological process: L-leucine catabolic process. Lineage: Eukaryota; Metazoa; Chordata; Aves; Coraciiformes; Meropidae. Gene Ontology annotation, molecular function: methylcrotonoyl-CoA carboxylase activity. The annotation marks the transcript as partial.
AUUCUGCAGAGUCAGGGGACACACAACGUGCUUCCCUGUUGUUUAGUAAGCAGUAAAGUGAAACACAGAAGGCAUGCAAAAACUUACCCUGUUCUUGAUGGACGCCUCCCAUCUGGGCAUCAACGUGUGUUUGAAGAAAAUUUAAGGAACAGUGAGGCUGUUAUUAAAAGAUACUCAGAACUGCUAGAGCUGGUCAGCAAAGGAGGAGGGGAAAACGCCGUCCUGCGCCACACCCAGAGGAACAAGAAGCUAUUUGUCCGUGAGCGCCUGAAGCUGCUGCUGGAUGAUGAGUCUUACCUUGAGCUGUCUCCUCUGGCAGGCCUCAAUCUGCCCUAUGGUGAUGUCCCUGCUGCUGGCUGCCUUACUGGAAUUGGGAAGAUCGGCGGCGUCUGGUGCGUCUUCAUGGCCAAUGAUGCCACUGUGAAAGGAGGAACCAUCUAUCCCAUUGGGGUGAAGAAACAGCUCAGAGCCCAGGAGAUAGCCAUGCAGAACAGACUGGCACUGGUGUACCUCGUGGACAGUGGGGGAGCCUUCCUCCCACUGCAGUCAGAGCUCUUCCCUGACAAGCUGCAUGGAGGCAGAGUUUUCUACAACGAAGCCAUCAUGUCUGCCAUGAGAAUCCCUCAGGUGGCAGUGGUGUGUGGCUCCUGCGUAGCUGGAGGUGCCUACGUCCCGACCAUGGCAGAAGAAGUUGUGAUGAUUGAUAAGAUCAGUACACUCUUCCUUGCUGGCCCACCUCUGGUAAAAGCUGCUACAGGGGAAGACGUCUCUCCCGAGGACCUAGGAGGAGCUCAACUUCACUCUCAAGUCAGUGGCUGCAGUGACCAUUUUGCAUCUUCAGAAAAGGAAGCCUAUGAAUGUGUCCGAAAUGUUAUCUCCACCUUGAAUUAUGAUCCACUGCCAGAAGAGGUUGUGGAGCAUGAGAGUCCUCUGUAUAGCUCUGAGGAGCUCUUGGGGCUGGCACCACAGGAUUCCAGGUGUUCCCUCCCUGUCAAACUGAUUCUGAGCCGCCUGAUGGAUGGAAGCAGAUUCCAGGAGUUCAAGGCUAAUUAUGGAACAACAUUAGUCACAGGAUUUGGCCACGUGGAAGGGCACUUGGUGGGGGUGGUGGCUAACGACGGGGAGCUGUCUCAGGAUGCCUCUCUCAAGGGCAGCCAUUUCGUGCAGCUCUGUGACCAGAGGAGCAUUCCCAUCCUCUUCCUCCAGAACACUGCUCCCCACGCAGCCCGGCCCACGAGCACCCCACAGGCAGAGGCUCAAUCCAACCAACUAAAAGCCCAAGCCUCCAUGAUGGCUGCUGUUGCUUGUGCCUCCGUUCCCAAAAUAACCCUGGUGGUGGGCGGCUGCUACGGGAGCUGUGGGAGAUCGUUCAGCCCAAACUUCCUCUUCUUGUGGCCUAAUGCAAGAGUUGCUCUUGUGGAUUCAAGACAUUUCUCCCCAGCCCCACAAGCUGGGGAUGAUGAUGCUACAGGAGAUGAACUGGAGCUAAAACAGCUGAAAGAAAAGCUGGAGGAAGAGAGCAGUGCCUUCUACUCCUCUGCCAGGCUCUGGGAUGAUGGUGUCAUUCUGCCUCAGGACACUAGGAGGGUGAUUGCCCAGUGCUUGGAGAUCACAGAGCAGCAGAAGUUCCAGGUGGUGUCUCAGUGUCACUAUCCUGUCAUCAGGAUGUAG